Messenger RNA from Eruca vesicaria subsp. sativa (arugula), 523 nucleotides. Lineage: Eukaryota; Viridiplantae; Streptophyta; Magnoliopsida; Brassicales; Brassicaceae. The record is from the annotation of a GenBank genome assembly.
AAUUCAAUUACCUAAAAAAGCUGCUCACUUUUUCUUCACUCCUCUCUUCUUUUUCUUCUGCCAAAACCCCAAAAGACCUAAACUUUCAUCCAUUUAUAAAGACCCUUUUAAAGCUUUACAAUCCAGAAAGUGGUUUAUUUGAGUUUACUGAGUAAAAAUGAUAUUGGAGAGUAGUUUCAAGGCGUUGAAUAAGUACCGGAAGAAGAUGUUCAAGAGAGUUAAGGAGACGGUGAUGAAGACAAAGAAGAAGAAACAUACUAUGUUUCAGUAUGAUCCAUCUAGUUACGCCUUGAACUUCGACGAUGGAGGAGAGGUUCAUCAGAGAUUCUCCGGCGACUUUAAACACUGCAAGAUCACUUUGAUUUACGUUGUUUCCGUCAAAUUUUGAAAUUCUGUUACAGUUUUGAAACAGUCUACACUUGUUUCAGUGUCUCCCUCUCUCUCUCUCUCUGUCAUUUUCCAUCUUCUUUCUGUCAUUUCUUGUUUUUGUCAGUGUUACUGUGUUAGUGUAUUUUACUCAAAG